CCUCUCUCUCUCUCUCUCUCUCUCCCCCUUUCUCUGUCUCUCCUCCAUUAUCCUUCCCCUCUCUCUUUACUCUCCCUCACUCUUUCGUCCGUGUUCUCUCCUUAGCAAGCUGUCAGAUUUUUUUGUCCCUUCUUCUCUUCUCUCAUGACACCCAGAUAGCUUGUAGAAUGUGAGCUGUUUCUCUUCUUUUUUUCCCCCUCCCUCCCUCGCUCAUUGAAGACGUUUGUCCUUUUUUUUUUUCUUUUUAUGCGAGAGGCACAAGGAUGUAAGCGGAGAUGUGAGCCAUGCCAGGUCUGCACUGAUUCUUCGGUAGUCCAAAAAGUUAGUCCGCUUCUAGUCCAGGCGCUCCAGGAUCUGAUUUUGGUCUCUUCCUCCCCCUGUUUCUUCGGCGAGAGCUGCUCCCAGCCAUGUACUCGCUGGACGACUACGGUGAACAGAGUAUCUGCCAAGCCCGGGCUUCGGUCAUGGUGUACGACGACACCAGCAAGAAGUGGGUCCCCAUCAAGCCGGGGCAACAGGGCUUCAGCCGCAUCAACAUCUACCACAACACUGCCAACAACACCUUCCGUGUGGUGGGGGUCAAGCUUCAGGACCAGCAGGUUGUCAUAAACUACUCCAUCGUGAAAGGUCUCAAAUACAACCAGGCCACGCCGACCUUCCACCAGUGGCGCGAUGCCCGGCAGGUGUACGGCCUCAACUUCGCCAGCAAGGAGGAGGCCACCACCUUCUCCAACGCCAUGCUCUUCGCCCUCAACGUCCUGAGCUCGCAGGAGGCUGGUCCAGCGGCUGUGCAUCGGCAGAACGGACCUGUCACGGAUGACUCGGACGCUCAACGGAGGCAGAUGAUGGAACAGCAUCAGAUGCAGGCACAGAUGGAGAGGGAUCGGCGAGCUGCGGGAUCUGCAGUAUCCACCCUUCAGUUCAAAGUGUCUGGCGCCGCUGCCGCCUCCUCUCCCUCCCAAUCCGAGCCUGUCGAUUACAGGCAGUACCGGGCCAACACCCUCCCCCCGGCCUACAUCCGGGCCGCCUCCGCCUCCCACUCCCCGCCUUCCUCCUGCUCCUCCUCGGGCUCCUCUCAUGAGCGGGACGGUGGCGGCGGAGGAGCCGGAGGUGGAGGAGGCGGAGGCGGGGGCGGGGGGGGGAGCGCCUGUCACGCGUGCGACUCGCCCCAGCGGAAGGCCCAGCAGCAGCUCUCGCAGCUCUCCACCUCGCUGGCCUCGGCCUUCAUGCCCGUGCAGCCGGCCGUCACCACCCAGGGCCGCAAGGUGCGCCAGAUCCCCCUGUCCCCGCCGGCCAUGCGCCACCACAUGGCCCCCCCGCCUCAGCAGCAGCAGCAGCAGGCCGAGUCCAUCCCGUACCCCCACCCGCUGCCCCCCAAGCACGGCACCUGGUCGGCGGCGUCGUCGGCCGCCGCCAUGCACAUGUUCGCCACGCUGCCCGCGUCCUCCUCCCCGCCCGUGGCCGGCAUGCCGGGCAUCAAGCAGGUGUGCCCGCAGCCCGUGCUCCCCGUGGCGCUGCCCCUGCCGCCGCUCAACAACAGCGGCAGCAACGGGCGCGGCGGCGGCAAGGGCGCCCCCUCGCCCCACGACGCCCACCAGCACAUCAACGGGGCGCCCGAGGAGUACUACCACACCCAGCACCACCCACACCCACACCACCACCAAACACCUCCGCCGCCCCUCCAACCGCCGGCCCCCAUGCCCCCUCAGCUCUCCUACGCCCCCUGCUGCGAGGGGGUCCCCCUGCCCCCCGUGAGCGCUCAGCUGCCCCCUCAGGUCCCAGCCCACCCGUCCCAGUUCCCCUCUCCCUCUGCAUUCCUCCAGCAACAACAACAGCAGCAGCAACACCACCUCCAGCAGCAGCAACAGCAGCAACAGCAGCAGCAGCAGCACAUGUAUCCGGGGUUGCCCCCCUACAACACCACCUCUCCCCCCUCUUAUACCCUCCUCGAGGGGGCCGCUCCCAAGACGACACCCUCUCCUGUCUUUCAGGCUCCCCCACCUCUUAUGAGUCCUCCACUCCCCCCUGGGCACCCUGCCAUGCAGCACCAGUCCUCGAUGGCCGCGCCUGUUUUGCCCCCCCCUGCCCCAGCCCUAGCCCCAGCCCCGGCUCCCAUGGCACCCCCACCACCACCGGGGCCCCCACCGCCAAUUGCGGGCGCUCCCCCCACACCCCCUCCGCUGCCGGCUAGUGGAGGUCCGGGGGGCCAAAGCAAGGAGGCCCCCCCAGCUGGGCUGGCGGCAGCCCUGGCAGGAGCCAAGCUGCGCAAAGUGCAGAGGUCGGAGGAGGCGUCAGGGCCGGCGGGGGUCAAGAACGAUGGCAACCGGUCGAGUGGCGGCAGUGGAGGCAGUGGAGAGGGACUCAUGCAGGAGAUGAAUGCCAUAUUGGCACGAAGGAGGAAAGCUUCGGAGAAACCUGAUGAGGACGGCCAGAAGGAAGAGACAAAUGGCUCCUCACCCAUCACACGAGGUUCUUCUCAACAAAACUCAACAGACCCUGUUAAAAAGCCAUGGGACCGAGCCAACUCAACAGACAAAUCUUCAGCUGUAUCAAGGGUGAAACCUGUUGGUACCAGCAGCGAUGGAGACGCAACAGAAUAUGACAGAAUGAAGCAGGAGAUUUUGGAGGAAGUGGUCCGUGAAUUGCAUAAGGUGAAAGAUGAGAUUAUUGAUGCCAUAAGAAGAGAAGUAACCAGGCUGAGCUCGACAUAAUCCUCCCAGGAUGUGACCACAGCGGACAGUUGGGGGAGAGGGAGAGGAAGAGGAAGAAAGAGUAAAAGAGAAAGAGAGAGAGAAAGUGUGUGUGAGAGAGAGAGAGAGAGAGAGAGAGAAAGAGAGCGAGAGAGAGAGAGAGAGAGAGAGAGAGAGAGAGAGAGAGAAAGAAAGAGUGAGAGUGAGUGGGGGAUGGGGGUACUGAGUUUUUAGGGAAUGUUUCCACAUCUCUAUCAUGUCAUGGGGAAGGUUGCCACGAAAUGGUUGUGCCCAACAGUAGCAUCUGCUAAGCAAAAAAAGCUGGAGAAAGUGACAAAUAAGGCAUAAAAAGAGAACGAAGAACAGGAAGACAAAAAAGUGAAGUGAGUUCAGCGAAUGCAUGAAUGAAUGAACGAAUGAAUGAAUGAAUGAAUACAUGGAUGGAUGAAUACAUGGAUGGAUGGAUGGAUGGUUUGGUGUAAAGAGAGGGAUGAAAGGAUGUUGGACACUCACACUGUAUUUUCUAUUUUCCUGUAUUCAAAGAUUCAGCCCAAUGUGUGGCCUGCUGCCCAUAGUCUGUCAAGUCUUACAGAAAAAAAACAUAUAUGUAUUAAAUCUGGCAAAGCUAUUUGUUUUCUAAGUUUUUAUUGUUUCAUUGUUUUAUUUGACAUAAAUAAAUAUUACUGUUAUAAUAAUUUUAUUACAAUUAUAGAUAUAGAGAAAGUUGCACACCAUCUAUGUCAGCCUUUUAUAUUUUAUAUUAGGUUCUUUAUUCUUUGGUUUUUGAUAAGCACAUGUAGGCCUCUGUCCUCAGCAGGGUUUUCUAAAGAGAUUUUAUUUUUCUUUGCCAACAGAUGUAUAAGAUCACUGGAGAUGUUUGUUUUUUUAAGUUUGAACUUGAAUUGGUUGUGUGGACUGAACUGGUUACUUUUUUGGGACACUAUGACCUUAUGAUGCAUCAGUAUGACCUUUUGAUUUAUAUUAUCUUUUUCAGUAAAGUUUGGCUGGAAAGAUAUGGUGAACGAUCAGGCCUUUCAGUAUAUACUUUGAGUAGAUUAUUCCUUGUUUUAAAUGUUGAUAAAUGGGUUUAAACAUA
Messenger RNA from Sardina pilchardus (European sardine), 3786 nucleotides. It is a transcript of the gene evla, whose product is annotated as Enah/Vasp-like a. Bases 408 to 2711 code for a protein of 767 amino acids. NCBI's taxonomy places the organism in Eukaryota, Metazoa, Chordata, Actinopteri, Clupeiformes, Clupeidae. The record is from RefSeq and is a predicted model, not a curated record. Gene Ontology annotation, molecular function: SH3 domain binding; profilin binding; actin binding. The transcript has 14 exons. Gene Ontology annotation, biological process: actin polymerization or depolymerization; protein homotetramerization; positive regulation of actin filament polymerization. Gene Ontology annotation, cellular component: cytoskeleton.